UCAUCCUUAAUUUGUAACUGGGCAGUGUCCUGGGCCAGCCAAUAGCCAAGACCGACCCCAGCACGCACCCCACCUCCCUGACCCUGCGGGACUAUCCACUCAGUCCGCCCUGAAGCUGCCCAGCGACCAGGAGUUUGGAGCAGGUCCGGGUUGACGCCGCCGCCCAGAUGGCCUCCAGGCUGACCUCGCUGACCCUCCUGCUGCUGCUGGCUGGGGUGAGAGCCUUCUCAGAUCUGAAGGAUACUAGCCACAACCCCACAGCAGAGAGCUGGGGAAAAGAAUACGAAUACAUCCUGGAGGAAGUGGACCUCACGGAUCUAUCCACUCAGCACACUGAGAACUCUUCCACCUUGUUGAAAACCAGCUCAACCGUUGAAACAGCCAAUACUGCUUUUGAAGCCACCACUCAGGCCAUCACCGAGUCCACUACCCAGCCCACUACUGAGCCUAGUACCGAGCCCACUACCCAGCCCACUACCGCACCCGUCUGUCCGGGGCCUGACACUUCCUGCCCUGACUUGGAGAGUCAGGCGGCAGAGUCCAAGUUGGGAGAGGCUUUGAUGGACUUCUCCGUGAAGCUCUACCAUGCCUUCUCAGCGAUGAAGAAGGUGGAGACCAACAUGGCUUUUUCUCCAUUCAGCAUUGCCAGCCUCCUAACUCAGGUCCUGCUUGGCGCUGGGGACAGCACCAAGAGAAACCUGGAGAGCCUCCUUUCCUACCCCGAGGACUUUGCUUGUGUCCACCAGGCCCUGAAGGCCUUCACAUCCAAAGGCUUCACCUCAUUCUCUCAGAUCUUCCACAGCCCGGACCUGGCCAUAAAGGACACCUUUGUGAAUGCCUCUCAGAACCUGUAUGGCAGCAGCCCCACAGUCCUGGGGAAUGACAGUGAUGUCAAUACGGAGCUCAUCAACAGCUGGGUGGCAGAGAAGACCAACCACAAGAUCACACAGCUGCUAGACAGCCUGCCCUCUGACACGCGCCUUGUCUUCCUCAACGCCGUCUACCUGAAUGCCAAGUGGAAGAAAACAUUUGAUCCAAAAAGAACCACGAUGGAGCCCUUUUACCUCAAAUCCUCUGUGAUAAAAGCGUCGACAAUGAGCAGCAAGAAAUAUCCCGUGGCCCAUUUCACUGACCCAACUUUGAAGGCCAAGGUGGGGCAGCUGCAGCUCUCCCACAACCUCAGCUUGGUGAUCCUGGUGCCCCAGAACACGAAGUACCAUCUUGAAGACCUGGAGCAGGCUCUCAGCCCCACUGUCUUCAAGGCUGUCAUGAAGAAGCUGGAGAUGACCAAAUUCCAGCCCACUCUCCUGUCGAUGCCCCGCAUCAAAGUGACAAGCAAGCAAGACAUGCUGACGGUCAUGGAGAACCUGAAAUUCUUUGACUUUAUUUACGACCUCAACCUGUGUGGGCUGACAGAGGACACGGACCUUCAGGUUUCUGCGAUGCAGCACCAGGCCGUGCUGGAGCUGACGGAGACGGGGGUGGAGGCGGCUGCGGCCUCGGCUGUUUCCGUGGCCCGCAAUUUGCUAGUCUUCGAAGUGCAGCAGCCCUUCCUCUUCCUGAUCUGGGACCAGCAACACAAAUUCCCUGUCUUCAUGGGGCGGGUGUACGACCCCAGGAUCUGAGACAUGCAGGGCACCAGGCCAAGGCAAGCCUUACCCCUCCAGCCUCCGCCCUUCCAGCGACAGCCCUGCUGCUGCCUGUCUGGACUGGCCUCCAGCCACCUCCCACCUCGUGUGUUCCCUGCCUCCGUGUGAAGGGCACCCUCGGGAUGCGCUGAAGAGAACCAUUUCUAUUGUCCCUUCCCCACGGCUCCCCAGAACUCUUUCCUGCAGCUUCCUCUGGCUCAAGUUUACCAGACUCUACAAAUAAAACCUGGCAGACCAUGA
Suricata suricatta (meerkat) is the source of this 1889-nucleotide messenger RNA. RefSeq names its product serpin family G member 1 (gene SERPING1). Lineage: Eukaryota; Metazoa; Chordata; Mammalia; Carnivora; Herpestidae. The transcript is spliced from 8 exons. Bases 168 to 1625 code for a protein of 485 amino acids. The record is from RefSeq and is a predicted model, not a curated record. Gene Ontology annotation, biological process: negative regulation of endopeptidase activity. Gene Ontology annotation, molecular function: serine-type endopeptidase inhibitor activity.